Alternaria alternata is the source of this 1280-nucleotide messenger RNA. RefSeq lists its product as hypothetical. NCBI's taxonomy places the organism in Eukaryota, Fungi, Ascomycota, Dothideomycetes, Pleosporales, Pleosporaceae. Bases 123 to 1124 code for a protein of 333 amino acids. Gene Ontology annotation, molecular function: protein binding. The transcript is spliced from 2 exons. The record is from RefSeq and is a predicted model, not a curated record.
GGGUGAUUCAACGUGACACAUUUACACAGUUCAAUUCACUCGACCUUAAGCAUCUCUAAGCUUGUCGUUGUUCGAGGUACACACCUACAUUUUCUAUCAUCUUCGGGCGUCGUGAAAGCACCAUGGAAGAGACCAAUGACAGCAAUGACUCUAUCACCACAAAAAUAGAGGUUGCUACGCAUGGUGACGUUAUCCUUGUGGUCGGUCCACACAACAAGAAGAUUCGAGUCUAUUCCUCCGUUCUCAAAAACGCAUCGAAGUAUUUCAGGGUUAUGUUCGGACCACACUUUGCUGAAGGCCAAAAUCUGGAUAGUGAUAACCCUAAGGAAGUUUCCAUGACAGAAGAUAAUGCACACGCCUUAGAGGUUAUCUGUAACGUCAUCCAUCUCCGAAACGAUGCAGUGCCACAUUCUCUCAGCCCUAAGGAGAUCUUCGAAAUCGCUACAGCUGCCGAUAAAUUUGAUUGCGUCGUUGCUCUGAGAUAUGCCAGCGCAAUUUGGCUGAAUCCGAAAGGUGUUGAGGAUAUCUUAGAGUUGGGUUAUCUCAUGGCUGCCGCCUACAUUUUGGACGAUGCGCAGGCCUUCGGUGAUAUUACAAUCUCGAUGAUGCUCCAUCAUCAAGGUUCUUACCUUCCGCUCGCCGAUCAAGUUGUCGGUCUGACUGAUUGGGUUCCAUGGAAGGUUCUUUAUCUCUUAGAAGAGCGAAGAAACAGGAUGCGCACAGAACUGCAGCACAUAUUGUUCAAUGGAUCAACGGAUGCCGGAAUGGACGAGAGCAGUUCGUGCACUUGCGCAUGGGGAGCUGUUCAUAGUCUUGCUCACACAGAACUUCUACAACAUGAAGAUCUUCGGCCGUUGCAGGUACUGGAUGUCACAGUAUCAAAAAUCGUUGAAAAGAUGGAGCAGAUGCGUGAUCCACUCAUGCCCAAGCAAUGGGAACGCUGUGAUUAUCGCUGGCAUGGAGAACCUCGCUAUAGAGCAACGCGCGGUGACAGGCUAAAUGGAUUUCGUGAGAGAAACCGCCUCUGUCUCGAUUGCGUACGAGAUGGAACCACGACUACGAACCAGGUUCACAGGACUAAAGGUUGCAUCACUAAUCAGAGGAAAUUCCCAUGGGAAUCUUGAUGGAGAGUAGUGCCAGUGCCUCAUUAUGUCAGUUUGGAAAUAUCUAAGCUAUGCAGUAUGAUCCAUCCGGCCAUGGAUUUGCGGCUGAUGGCCGGAGUUAGAAUCAGAAAUUUGACAAGAGCUCCUUGACCACUUCAUACGCCUCUUUGACCAGGC